AUCACUACACGUAGCUACAGGGCACUAAUUAAUAGACGCCGUUAUUUCUGCAGUUGGUGAGAGUCGGUGCCGCAGCAUUUCUAGCCAGUGAACAUAUUUGGCUCCACUUACCUCUGUUCAAUCGGGUUGUAUUUAUAUUCAGACUUACUGGAGGGACGGAUGAGGACGGUGUCAUGACACUGAGGAGAGUAAACGUGAUUAUCCUUGUGCUGUUGGCUGUGGCCUUCCUCAUCAUAGUCCAACGAAAUCUCCUCAACCUCAGUGACUUUUUACACAAAGAACAUCAAGAUGCAGGGAUGAUCCUGCCCUUUGAGUCUGAACCGUCUCCAAACCUGAGACCGGAGUAUGAGAGGAAAGGGGAAGAGAUUCCUAUUCUUAUAACUGCUGCUGAAGAAAGACUUGGUGCUGUUGUCGCUGCCAUCAACAGUGUCUACCAGAACAGUAAAGCCAAUAUUGUGUUCACUAUAGUGACUCAGAAUGACACAGUGGAUCACCUGAAGACUUGGCUGAGUGAUACAAGGCUGAAAUAUAUUAAACAUAAAAUUGUUGUGUUCAACCCCGAGCACCUCAAAGGGAAAAUACCAAAAGAUUCUCUGAACCUGGAAGCUGCAAAACCAUUGACAUUUGCCAGAUUUUAUCUUCCUCUUUAUAUACCUGAGGCAGAGAAAGCCAUCUAUUUGGAUGAUGACAUUAUCGUACAAGGGGAUAUUCAAGAGCUUUAUGAAACUAACAUAAAACAAGGACAUGCUGCUGCCUUCUCUGAUGACUGUGAUUCAGCGUCUUCUAAGGGCAUCGUACGGGGGGCUGGAAAUCAAAAUAACUACAUAGGAUUCCUGGACUUCAAGAAGGAGUCUAUCAAGAAGCUGGGGAUGAGGGCCAACACAUGUACCUUUAACCCCGGGGUCAUUGUUGCCAACUUAACUGAAUGGAAGAAUCAGAACAUCACCCAGCAGCUGGAGCACUGGAUGGAGCUGAACACUAAGGAAGAUCUGUACAGUAAGACACUGGCCGAGAGUAUAACAAGCCCUCCACUCCUAAUAGUUUUCUACAAACAUCAUUCCACCAUUGACCCCAUGUGGCACGUCAGGCACCUUGGAACUACGGGGGCUGGAAACCGGUACUCCCUACCAUUUGUAAAAGCAGCCAAACUCCUCCAUUGGAACGGACACUAUAAGCCCUGGGGAAGAACAUCCUCAUUUUCUGAUGUGUGGGACAAAUGGUACAUCCCAGACCCAACAGGAAAAUUUCAUCCUGUGCGAAGACACACAGAGGACAAAUAGACUGAUAAACAUGUUGAGAAAGCUUCACAGAGAGACCAGCCAGCCCUGUCGUAGCAGGACCACGCCUUCCUAUAGCUCAGGAACUAAAUACUAAGUAAGGCCUUUUGUCUUACCAGCCUUUUAAAUCAUUCAUAUUGAACUUUUGGAUCAUUUCAUUUUCACAUUCCACUACACCGACAGAGUUGUCUCAUCCUAUACUGUUGGACCAUGCAAAUUACUCCAAGUUUUAUUUCUCAGAAGUAAGGUGUUUUUCAGAUUACUUUGACCCGUGUUUCCUUAAACACUAUCAGUGAAUUGUCUAACAUCAUCAGCAACAGUUAACCGUAAUGUAGACAUGUGACAGUGUGCCAAGACCUUCUUUUGCAUCCAGACUGUGAUUGAAGCCACUGUGUCAAAGUAAACAUUGGUGUCAUUUGGUGCACAUAACUAAAUAUUUAUUUUAAAACUAAAGGAUCAUAUAUACAGCUAACUAUCCUGCCUUCAAGUUAACAUUUACAAACUUCAUCACCACUGUACUGCAGUUAUGUUACCUGUGGCGAUGCCUUGACAUUACCUCACUUCUGUAUUUUCCUGUGGAAAAGGAAUAUUACCAUACUUUUAAUUGCACAUAAUCUUUGCAGACCAUGUUGUUACAUCUAUCGAGUGGCCUGUGUUUAGGUCGGCACAAGGACAUUACUAUUAGGAAAUACUGUUCAAUUCCCUUUUCCUCUCAGUACAAACAUCUAAACAGUGUUCGAAUCACUCCACACCUUUUGGAGGCAGGUUAUAGUACAAGCCCCAGCUUUCAAUACCAUAAAUACUAUUUUGGCAUUGCCUCGCUUCUUUUGCUCAACUAUUUCAGACUGGUUUUUACUGAUAUUACACGAAUACCACUAAAACACUGCAUCCCUGCAGAAAUUAAGAAUAUGUUUGCUUAGAAAUGCUUCUUGUUCCAUCAGGAUUUUUAUGCUCCAAGGAUUCACCUCGCAGGUGUAAAUAUUUGUCACCUUUUGUAAGUACAUAAUAAACUUUUUAUCAUACAACUGA
Messenger RNA from Sphaeramia orbicularis (orbiculate cardinalfish), 2306 nucleotides. RefSeq names its product glycosyltransferase 8 domain containing 1 (gene glt8d1). The transcript is spliced from 9 exons. Lineage: Eukaryota; Metazoa; Chordata; Actinopteri; Kurtiformes; Apogonidae. The record is from RefSeq and is a predicted model, not a curated record. Gene Ontology annotation, molecular function: glycosyltransferase activity. Gene Ontology annotation, cellular component: Golgi apparatus. Bases 174 to 1280 code for a protein of 368 amino acids.